Molecule: messenger RNA, 2323 nt
Organism: Eimeria acervulina
Lineage: Eukaryota; Apicomplexa; Conoidasida; Eucoccidiorida; Eimeriidae
Exons: 2
Source: RefSeq, a predicted model, not a curated record
GGAGCAGCAGCAGCAGCAGCAGCAGCAGCAGCAGCAGCAGCAGCAGCAGUUCAUUACACCUGAAGGCCCUUCCUACAUUCGGGGGGCCCCUGCUGAUGAUGAUGUACCCGCAUAUCCCUCUCUACCUGCUGCUAUGCUGCUGAACUCUGCUGCUGCUGUGCAGCAGCAGCAGCAGCAGCAGCAACAGAGACAGCGACACAACAGGGUUGCCGCUGUUGCUGCUGCUGCACCCUCUCUCUCCUCUCAAGUCAGCGCUGCCCCUUCUGGAUAUAUCGAGGGCAAUCCUGCUGCUUCUGCUGCUGCUGCUGCUGCUCCGGGCCUACGUAGCAGCAGCAGCAGCAGCCGCACCCGAUUGAGAAGCCUGGUACAAUCGGAUGCAGCGCAACAGCAGCAGCUGCAACAACUGCAGCAGCAGGUGCAGCAGCAGCAGCAGCAGUUGCUGCUGCAGCUCCGCACUCAAAGGGCAUCAGCCCAAGAACCUUCUAAAGACAUCUCCAACCGAGCAGCAGCAGCAGCAACAGAAGCAGCAACUGCAGCAGCAACUAUAGCUGAUGAGCCUCACCUCUCUCACCAGCAGCAGCUGCAGCAGCAGCAACAGCAACAGCAGCAGCAGCUGCAGCAGACGAGACUGCGGGGGCCUCUCGAAGGAUCUACACAGCGCUGGAGGCAAAUACUUGAGGCCCCAUCAAUACCCACACGCAACGCCGAGCAGCAGCAGCAGCAGCAGCAGCAGCGGCAGCAGCAGCAGCAGCAGCAGCAGCAGCAGCAGCAGCAACGUGAAGCUGUAAGCCCGAAGGGGGCAGCAAACCGCAGAAGAUCCAGCAGCAGAGGGCCUCUGCUGCAGCAGGCAACCACUCAGGAACCCACGCAGCAGCAGCAGCAGCAGCAGCAGCAGCAGCAGCAGCAGCAGGUGCGUCCGCCUGCAGUAGCUACUGUACGAGACGGCCGAGCGCCUUCCCUCAUGCAGCAAUAUAGCUGCUCUGCAACAGAGAGAGACAGUAGAAACCGCACCAGCAACAGCAGCAGCAACAGCAGCAGCAGCAGCAGCAGCAGCAGCAGCAAAACUGUUUCUGCAAAGGAAGAGAGCCGCUCAGCUCGCUCCCUCGCCAGCGGACGCAGCAGCAGUCCCCUCAAGCAGCUGCAGCGGCUGCAGCAGCAGCAGCAGCAGCAGCAACAGCAGCAGCAGCAGCAGCAGGCUGGGGGUCUUCUGGGGGCAAUGGGCGCAGUGUGGGGCCGCGUAGUAGAGCGGCUGAUUACUCAAACGAAUGAAGACAGCUGCAGCAGCACGCCUCCAAGCAGCAGCAGCAGCAACAGCAGCAGGUUUGAAGAGGGAGGCAGCAAAGCAGUAGUAGCUGCGCGAGGCAGUAUGCAGAUGCAGCAGCAGCAGCAAACUGAGGACAGCAAUAACAACAGCAACAGCAGCAGCAGGAGCAGCAGCAGCAACAGAAGCAGCAGUGAUGGAGGCAGGCUCGAGACCAGAGAUAUAAAGCGAGAGGAAGUAAAGGAUAACAGCAGCAGAAGCAGAAGCAGCAGCAGCAGCAGCAGCAGCAGGAGGAAGAGCUCAGCUGACUUGGUGCAGCAGCUGCAGGCAGAGCUGCAGCAACUCGCAAAAGAAAAAGAGAAGCGGCAGCAUCGCGACAAACAAAAACAGAAGCAGCAGCAGCAGCAGCAACAGCAAGAGCAGAAGCAACAGCAGCAGCGGCGGCGACGGAAGACGAGCCGCACCAAACGAGCUAUGCGCAGCAGCAGCAGCAGCAGCAGCAGCAGCAGCAGCGACAGCAGGGAGAGCAGCAGCCGAGCCCGUAGCAGCAGCAGCAGCAGCAACAAGCAGCAGGAAGCAGAAAAGAAGCCUAUUGCUGCUAGUGCUGCUGCGGCUGUUUUGUCUAACUUAGGGGAGACAGCUCGCGCGCUGCUGCAAGUUGCUGCUGCUGCUCCUGCAGCAGCAGCAGCAGCAGCUGUAGCAGCAGUUGAAGCAGCAGCAGGAGAAGAAGAUGACUGUGAGGAGCAGCAAGCAGCAGUAAAAGCUGCAGAAACAGCAGCAGCAGUAGCAGCAGCAGCAGCAGCAGCAGAUGCGUCAGGAUCAGCAGCAACAGCAGCAGCAAAAGCAACACCAAGAGCAGCAGCAGCAGGUGCUGCGUCUCAUCCUGCUGAUAGCCCUGCGAGUGAAGAGACAGCAGCAGCAGCAGCAGGAUCAGGAUCAGGGUCAGCAGCAGCAUCAACAGCAGCAGCAGCAUCAACAGCAGCAGCAGCAGCAGCAGGGUUUAAAAACUGGAGGGCGAUUACUAUUUCUGUCUGUCUUCGUUUUUUUUGUUUAUUUCUUUAA